AUGCCUCGAAUUAAAACAAACAGAACCAAAAAGGCACCAGAAGGGUUCGACAAGAUAUCCAACACGCUGGAUGAGUUUGCCAUUCAGCUCAAAGAAGUCCAAAACCAAAAGGGGUCAAAACUCUCCAGUAAAGACACUGAGUCAACGUGGCGAGUGUUCCAAAUACAUCACGAGAGAAGCAGGUACAUAUAUACUCUAUACUAUAAACGCAAAGCUAUUUCAAAGGAACUCUACGAGUGGCUCCUAAGAGAAAAAUACGCAGACAAGUUAUUGAUUGCAAAAUGGAAGAAAAAGGGCUACGAGAAUUUAUGCUGCUUAAACUGUAUUCAGUCCGACAAAACGGUGAAUGGGAAGACGUGCAUAUGUAGAGUACCAAGAGCAACUCUAAAAGACACAGCUGCUAAGAACAACGAGCCUGUCACUUUCCAGCAAUGCGUACAUUGUGGUUGCUCCGGAUGCGCAUCCACAGACUAA
This is a messenger RNA of Kluyveromyces marxianus DMKU3-1042, 474 nucleotides long. RefSeq names its product U2 snRNP complex subunit BUD31 (gene BUD31). Gene Ontology annotation, cellular component: nucleus; spliceosomal complex. Lineage: Eukaryota; Fungi; Ascomycota; Saccharomycetes; Saccharomycetales; Saccharomycetaceae. The record is from RefSeq and is a predicted model, not a curated record. The transcript has a single exon. Gene Ontology annotation, biological process: mRNA splicing, via spliceosome. Bases 1 to 474 code for a protein of 157 amino acids.